Messenger RNA from Drosophila suzukii, 2071 nucleotides. RefSeq names its product female sterile (1) K10 (gene fs(1)K10). Lineage: Eukaryota; Metazoa; Arthropoda; Insecta; Diptera; Drosophilidae. The record is from RefSeq and is a predicted model, not a curated record.
UGUUGCAACUGUAAUGUUAUCGGCCUGACGGCACUGGAAUCGGUUUUUUCUAUAGAUUUUUUUUAACAAAAUAAGCGUGUAUUUUUUAGAGUCGUUUGCUGUAUGUGUGUCGUCUCUUUCCUUGAAUCCUGAUCUCUUCAGUCGAACUGUGGUCAGCUCCCCGCAAUGGUGUCCAAGAACCAAUUCCAGCCUAACCGGCUGCAGGCGCAGCAGUACCCGCAGCAAAUGCAGCAGCCGCAGUACCAGCAGCAGCAAAACCCGCAUCCGCAGCAGCAGCGCAACAACCAGAACAACAAUAUGAACAACAGUAACCAAAAUCCCCGGGCAGCUGCAGCUCCAUACCGGAAGCCCUUCCGUCCGGGCAACAAUGCCUCCGGAGGACCAGGUGGCAACGGAAAUGGGAAUGGGAACAACGGCAAUGGCAACAACCAGAUGAUGUUCUCCUCCAGCCAGAUGCCCAGCGAUCCCCUGUACAUCGACUUCAACAGUCCGGCACCGGGAAAUAAACAAAAUCAAGGGGACGGCCUAAAGAAAAAGCCCAUGAAGGGGAUCAAACAAUCAACCAAUCCGAACCAACAGCAGGGCAAGAUGAACAGCCCGAGCAACAAGCAGAUGAACCAGCAGCAGCCCUUCAACAACCCAAUGAACGGAGCCGGAGGCGACUGGCAGCGCUUUCCGGGAAACAAUCCCAACCUGAAUCGCGGCUUCAAUGGAUUCCAGCGUGGACCCCCGCCGAACCGUCCGCCGGGACGCCACAUGAUGGGUCCACCAAUGGGUCCCAUGGGCCCCGGAGGACCACGUGGACCUGGCCCCAUGGGUCCCGGAGGACCUUACCCGCAGAUGCCUUUCCAGCCGCCGAUGCCUGGGAUGCGUGGCCCUGGGCCCAUGGGACCCAUGGGUGGACCACCGCCGCCGCCACCACCGCACUUCCUGCGGCGCAAUGGACCUGGUCCAGGUCCAGGUCCUAUGAUGGGCGGCCCGCCGCCCAUGCACAUGAUGGGUCCACGGAUGCCGCCGCGCGGCAUGCCCCCGGUUGGACCCUUCGGCGGACCUAUGAACAUGAACGGCGGCCGGAUCACAAAGCCCAUCCCCCCUAAGCUGAUCAAGCAGGCGGUGAAGGGGAAGAGCAGCAUUAAAACGUUAAAGAACCUGAUCAAUCAGUAUCCCAUCGACAAGCCUUGGGUCACCGACGAGAUACGCACCGAGCACGACAAGAAGGUGGACAUCGAGAAUCGGUUGAAGGGCCACAAGGACGACGAACUCUUUGCCCAAUACAAGGGCCAGCGCGACAAGUUUGUGGGUCUCUACGAGGCGGCACGGGAGGAGUAUCUCAAGCAGGAGGCAGCCAGCGUCAAGGCCAAGGAUGCCAAGUCAGACAAAGACAAAAACGCAAUUUCAAAUCAGAGCGCCGCCCCUCAGGCCGAAGGCGCUAAAGAUGCAACAAUUCCAAAUCCCUAGGCAGCCAAUGCAACCGAAACCGAAUACCGAAUCAAAUCGAAUCGAACCGAAUCAAGAUCAGGUCGACUCACAGAACAGAAACUAAAAACUAUAACUAAAACGUAAAACAAAUGCAGCAAUUUAAACCUAAAACUAAAUCUAAAUCUAAAGAAAAACAAAGAAAAGCGAGCAAGAGCAAGAGUCUGACAAUUGAAGACGUAUAAAACUCAAGACCCCGACUCGAUAUCGGAUCGGAUAUACUAUACACACCCUCCUCGCGAGGAGGUGCUUUUGUCACACGUUGCUUUUGCGACUGAGAACUGAGCUUAAUAAUGAUAAUAUUGAAACAAAAUACAAUAUGAUCCCAGCGAUGAUUGUGCGGGAGAAGUUCUAAUGAUAAAGAUUAUGAUAAUGAUAAUGAAUAACGCAUAACGAUUCACUUGUCUAACGAUGAUUGUUAAUUGUGACCGUAACGUAAAGUAGAGUAUUGAAUUGUAACCGUAACGUAACAGUUUCCCUAGUCGGAAAAAAAUCUUUUCUUCAAUUUUAAGAUGCAGCAAUAUCAAUUAUUUGAACACAAUAUUAUAAUAUAUUAUUAGCUACAAAUAUAUAUAUGCAUAUAUAUUGAGAUAUA